UUUCUUCGUCCGCAGUGACCUCCGUCCCUUUAAACCGUUUAAUUCAUUGGCCGACCGUAGUUUUUCUGAUAGCAGCAUAGAUGCGGCUUCUGUCGUCUCUGGCCAUCACCGCAGUUUUCUGAAGAUAAAAUGGCCUUAUUAACGCCUCUGUUCGCCUUUCUGUAUCAUUUGCCGCAGGUGUACAAAUGGCUACUAAAACCGUACUACAUUGCCUCGUUAUUUAUGUGUCUCGCGUUCCUGUUUAUUCGCAAGACGCCUGGGAUAUGUGAACAUCUCUCGACGCAACGGGAGGAUGGAGAUUCAUGCGAAUUUGAUUGGAGAGAGGUAGAGAUCUUGAUGUUCCUGAGUGCUAUAGUCAUGAUGAAGAACAGAAGAGCGAUAACUGUUGAGCAGCACGUGGGGAACAUCAUCCUCUUUUGUAAAGUGGCCAAUGUGAUUCUGUUCUUCAGACUGGACAUACGUUUGGGGCUUCUAUACUUGACCCUGUGCAUUGUUUUUCUGAUGAUCUGCAAACCUCCACUUUACAUGGGCCCUGAGUACAUCAAAUACUUCAAUGAUAAAACCAUUGACGAGGAGUUGGAAAAGGACCACAGAGUGACUUGGAUUGUGGAGUUUUUUGCUAACUGGUCACCAGAGUGUCAGUCUUUCGCCUCAGUCUAUGCUGAUCUGUCCUUGAAGUACAACUGUGCAGGACUGAAAUUUGGCAAAGUGGACAUUGGCCGUUACAGCGAAGUUUCUAAGAAGUAUAAAGUUAGCACAUCUCCUCUCUCAAAGCAACUGCCCUCUCUGGUGCUCUUCCAGGGGGGAAAAGAGGUUAUGAGGCGCCCUCAGGUGGACAAGAAGGGAAGGGCAGUGUCUUGGACCUUCACAGAGGAAAAUAUUAUCCGGGAGUUUAACCUCAAUGAGCUGUAUCAGAAGUCAAAGAAGCUCAGUAAGACCAAAGGAGAGAAGAAUGAGAGGCCCAGUGAAUCACAAUUUGCCCCUGUGCCCGAAGAGGAGGAACCUGAGGCUGAGACCAUCAGUGCAAUGGACACAGAGAGCAAGAAGGACAAAUAGAAUGUGCAUCUGGGACAUAAUGGGACGGGACUCUAUUUUGCUAAUGUUCAGAGUGCAGAGAGAAAGUUUGUGGUUCCAGCUCAACAAACAGAAUGAUUGUUUUUUUUGUUUUGUUUGUUUAACAUACAGAACUUAAUUUAAUUACAAAAUCAGUCUAAUAAUAUAGUAAAUCUUACAUUUUUAUUAAAAUUUCAUCAUUAUAAAUACAGUGGACACAGUAUACUCAUGUCCAAAUAACCAUCAUACGGGAGUUAAACAGGUUAUUGAUGAUUCUGUCUGUCAGCUGUGUUGGUAUUUUAAUAAAAAUUAGACGCCUCUUACCUCUAAUAUGGUUUAUAAUUGUGAAGUGAACUUUUAUUAAAUUGUUAUUUUAUGUUGCAAAUGCAUCACUACUGGGGUACAAACCAUGUCCUUUCCUAUUGUACUAGUAGAUUCCUUUUUCCCCCCAAGUCACUCCUAGUUGUCUUCUAAUUUUCCAAGACAUACUGUAUCUUGGCUUGUAUUAUGGUACUGAAUAUACACCGUUUAAAGGGACAGUUUUCCAGUGGAUGCCAAAAUGAAAAGCUUUCACAGUAUUCACAUUUUUGAUAUUGACACUGUCCUUAUGUCUUGAUGCUGCAAAAAUUAUUCAGCUUUUUCCUUUGACCUGUAGACCCAAUUACACAUUUCUUUUUAGACUGUAUACUGGAUACUGCUGUAAAAGUCUUAAAUAUUUGUUUUGUAUAUUCAGUUUUUCACAUCAAUUUCCUUUGUGCUGAAUGAUAAAUGCCUUUUUAACAUUUCAUUUUUAUUUGAAACUGACAGACACAGAAGAAAGCUGCAGGCAGUCUUCAUAUUUUAACCUUCUUGAUCCAUUGCUGUCGCUGUGGGAAGCUAUUAUUGUCAAUGUAAAUUAAAUGUCAAAGCAGAAUAUUGUCACUAAUUUCCCUUAAAAAAAAAAAGAACAAUAUUGUUUGUGUGCCCUAUUAAGUAAACAAGUCUUGAUUUUCACUUA
Messenger RNA from Myxocyprinus asiaticus (Chinese sucker), 2050 nucleotides. Its product is annotated as thioredoxin-related transmembrane protein 2-B-like. Bases 130 to 1056 code for a protein of 308 amino acids. Gene Ontology annotation, biological process: brain development. Gene Ontology annotation, molecular function: disulfide oxidoreductase activity. The record is from RefSeq and is a predicted model, not a curated record. Gene Ontology annotation, cellular component: membrane-bounded organelle. The transcript has 8 exons. Lineage: Eukaryota; Metazoa; Chordata; Actinopteri; Cypriniformes; Catostomidae.